CUCCUGCCUCUGCCUCCUGAGUGCUGGGAUUAAAGGCGUGCACCACCACCGCCCAGCUGAAAACAUAGAUUUCUGACCAAUUAUAAAUAGACAUACAAACACUUUUAAAACUAACUCAUUGGUUUUAAUGUGUUUUUUUUUUGCCAUUGUUUUUAGUCUCUUUGAGAGAACAACAAUUAUCAACCCCUCUAAGUUGACUAUACCAUUAAAUGUAGGUGGGAAAAUUACCAAAAAUAUCUUUAAGACACAUGAUUGUGCACACACACUUUCAUAAGUACAGAGUCAUAAAUAUAAUUCACACAGAAGCAUAUAAAUAUAAAUAUAUGUAGGCAAAUAAAGAAAAUACAUAUAUAGAUAGACAUACCUAUCCAUCAUCAAAAUGUCAUACUUUAAUACUUAAAUGUUAGGUAUUUAAAUAUAAUACAAAAUGAAUUCUUCAUCUUCAUCCAAGUUCUGACACAUACUUGCUGAGUGAUGUGUGGCCUUUUUUCCUGCCUUCCCAACCUGUAACAUAGGAGUAUCCAUAGCACUUACCUUUCAGGAUUCUUGGAGAAUUUGUAUAAUGGAACACUUUGCAUUGUUCUUAGAAUAUCAUGCAUUCAGUUGGCACUGCCAUUAUUUUUUUGUUUUAAAGAUACAAACUGUUUAGCUGUAUAGGAUUAGAUUUUUAUAUUGAAUUUUCAUUUUGUCAUAGACAUUUUAUAUUUGUAAAUAUGCCAAUAAAGAUUAGUUUACUAGCAAAAAUAGACUACAAUCAUGAACAAGGUCAUUCCUGAUUUUCUCAGAAAUGGUAAGAAUUAGCUGUUGUCCUUGGCAAAGAGACUGCAGAUUUGUUUCCUGGUAUUGCUGCUAUUGGUAUAUAUACAAUUAAACCGCAUCGUUCCAUGCCAGUGAAUCUUCAUUGUCCCAUCUGUAAAUAUUAUUUUCCUUUCUACAGGACCUGAGAAGAUUGAGAUAGCUCACGAUGCAAAAUGGAGAAAGGGCUUCAUGGACGGUGUGCAUUUGCCACCUAGUGACCAAAGUGAGGUUUCCAGUGGUGCCAGUAUCAAGGUCUUCCAACAUCUCCAGGUCUUCCAGCAACUGCAAGUCUUCCAACAAUAUCAAGGUCUUCCAGACAAUCCUGAACUUCCAGAAAAUGCAUGUCUUCCAGACAAUCCAUGUCGUCCAACAACCUCCAAGUCUUCCAGCAAAUCCAGUCUUCCAUAAAAUCCAGACCUUCCAAGAAAAUCCAUGUCUUCCAGAAGAAUCCACAUCUUCCAGAAGAAUCCACGUUUUCCAGUACAAUCUAUGUCUUCCAGAAAAAUGUCUUCCACAAAAUACAAGUCUUCCCAUCAAUCCAAGUCUUCCAGAAAAAAAUCCCACGUCUUCCAGCCAGUCCACGUCUUCCAGGAAAAUCAGUGUCUUCCAGUCAAUCCAGGUCUUCCAGAAAAAUCCAGGUCUUCCAGAUAAUCUAUGUCUUCCACCAGUUGAAGUCUUCCAGAAACUCAAGUCUUCCACUAAAUCCAGGUCUUCCAAUAGAUCCAUGUCUUCCAAUAACCUCCAGGUCUUCCAGCCAAGGUAGGUCUUCCUGAAGAUGUAUGUCUUCCUGAAGAUCGAUGUCUUCCAGAAACUUCUCAGUCUUCCACAUAUUCAUGUCUUCCAAAUAAUCUUGGUCUUCCAGAUAAUUCAGAUCUUCCUGAAAAUCCAUGUCUUCCAGAAAAUUUAUGUCUUCCCAAUAUCUGUCUUCCAGUAAUCUUCUGGUCUUUCAUCAAUCUACAUCUUCCAGAAAAUCCAUGUCUUCCAUCAAAUCCACAGCUUCCAGGAAGUCCAUGUCUUCCAAGUAAUCCAUGUCUUCCCAAAUUUCUAUGUCUUCCCAAAAAUCCAGGUCUUCCCCAAAAUCCAAGUCUUCUCAAAAUCCAGGUCUUCCCAAAAAUCGAUGUCUUUCCAAAAAUCUACAUCUUCCUGAAAAUCCAUGUCUUCCUGGAAAUCCAUGUCUUCCCAGAAAUCCAAGUCUUCCCAAAAAAUUCAGGUUUUCCUGGAAAUCCACGUCUUCCUGAAAGUUUAUGUCUUCCUAAAAAUCCACGUCUUCCUGAAAAUCCAUGUCUUCCCGGAAAUCCAAGUCUUCCCAAAAAAACCAGGUCUUCCUGGAAAUCCAUGUCUUCCCGAAAAUAUACGUCUUCCUGAAAAUCCAUGUCUUCCCAAAAAAUCCAGGUCUUCCUAGAAAUCCACAUCUUCCUGAAAAGCUAUGUCUUCCUGAAAAUCCAUGUCUUCCUGAAAAUCCAUGUCUUCCUGGAAAUCCACAUCUUCCUGGAAAAUCCAAGUCUUCCCAAAAAAUUCAGGUCUUCCUGAAAAUCCAUGUCUUCCUGAAUAUCUAUGUCUUCCGGAAAAUCCACGUCUUCCUGGAAAUCCAUGUCUUCCUGGAAAUCCAUGUCUUCCUGGAAAUCCAAGUCUUCCCAAAAAACCUAGGUCUUCCUAGAAAUCCAUGUCUUCCUGGAAAUCCACUUCUUCAUGGAAAUUCAUGUCUUCCUGGAAAAUCCAAGUCUUCCCAAAAAAUCCAGGUCUUCCUGGAAAUCCACGUCUUCCUGAAUUUCUACAUCAUCCGGAAAUUCCAUGUCUUCCUGGAAAUCGAUGUCUUCCUGGAAUCCACGUCUUCCUGGAAAUCCAAGUCUUCCCAAAAAAUCCAGGUCUCCCUAGAAAUCAAUGUCUUCCUGGAAAUCUACGUCUUCCUGAAAAUCCACGUCUUCCUGGAAAUCCAUGUCUUCCUGGAAAUCCAUAUCUUCCUGGAAAUCCAUGUCUUCCCGGAAAUCCAAGUCUUCCCAAAAAUCCAGAUCAUCCUGAAUAUCCAGGUCUUCCC
Molecule: messenger RNA, 2833 nt
Organism: Microtus ochrogaster (prairie vole)
Lineage: Eukaryota; Metazoa; Chordata; Mammalia; Rodentia; Cricetidae
Exons: 2
Coding region: 965-1561 (198 amino acids)
Biological process (GO): negative regulation of transcription by RNA polymerase II
Cellular component (GO): nucleus
Source: RefSeq, a predicted model, not a curated record